Molecule: messenger RNA, 1636 nt
Organism: Mustela erminea (ermine)
Lineage: Eukaryota; Metazoa; Chordata; Mammalia; Carnivora; Mustelidae
Gene: UCMA
Product: upper zone of growth plate and cartilage matrix associated
Exons: 5
Coding region: 88-603 (171 amino acids)
Biological process (GO): embryonic skeletal system development; regulation of osteoblast differentiation
Cellular component (GO): extracellular matrix
Source: RefSeq, a predicted model, not a curated record
AGCCAAUGGAAGCCGCAGCUGAGACCCCUCCCAUGCCCCCCCCCCCACCAAGGGGCAUCCAGGUCUCCUGCCUCCCUCCCUCCUGGCAUGCCUGGCACAGACGUGAGGAAUCUGGUGGCUGGCUUCAGGGUCUGUAGAACCCUCUCUGUCCUGUGGUUCCCAAACAGAGCCUCAGCGGUUCCAAAAAUGGCCUGGAGACAGCUCUUUCUGGCCUCCUGUCUCUCAUCUGCUGUGCUCCUGACCAUGCUGCAGGAGGGGACUGGUGCGUCAGUGGGUACCCAGCAGGUGGCAAGACAAGAUGUCCAGGAAGAUGUGAAACAGAAGAUCUUCAUGCAGGAAUCAGAUGCUUCCAAUUUCCUCAAGAAGCGGGGCAAGCGGUCCCCCAAAUCCCGAGACGAGGCCAACGCGGAGAACAGGCAGAAACUGCGGGCUGAUGAGCUGCGGAGAGAAUAUUACGAGGAACAAAGGAACGAAUUUGAGAACUUCGUGGAGGAGCAAAGAGAUGAACAAGAAGAGAGAAGCCGGGAAGCUAUUGAGCAGUGGCGCCAGUGGCACUAUGAUGGCUUGUACCCAUCAUAUCUCUAUAACCGCCACCACAUCUGAUCUCAUCUUGACAGACCACGGUGGAGCCUGAAACUCACAUACCCACCCCAGGUGUCUGAACAACACUUCCACGUGAACAGGCGCCUUCAAAGGGUCUCAACUUGGGGCCUGCUGUGGUAAACACACCUUUUGCUCAGAUGGAUUAAGAUACCCUGGCUUUUGCUUCUUUGCAGAUGAUUUUCAGAGGCGGGCUAACACCUGUGGGGCUUCCUAGCACCAAACCCACAGUGACUUCCCCUUACUUAGCCAUUGUUCCCACGGUAAGACUCCUGUCCUGUAGAACAAUGCAAAGGAUCACAGUAAAGAGAAAAGAUGACGUUUGCUUACAGCUUAGAAAUAAAAAUGCUGAGUCGUCGCUGUGUAUCAUCUUGUGAAAUCUCAAACCGAGUCAUGCCAACUUGUCUCCCUGAGCCUGACUGACCCAUUAUCACUGACUUAGGCAUUUGAAAGCCUGAACUCAAGGGAUACUGCUCAUGGUUUUCUCAGCCUGUCUCAGCAAGUCACACAAGUGAAAGAGAAAUGUUAACAUAAUUGUUUAGGUUAAGACCAUUCUCCAGGACUGUUACUGAGCCCAGAUGCUUCCUCACAUCUCUGAGGAGUCUCAGGGUUCAACUGUGGUUGCUUAACUACAUCAAAUCAAAAGGGAGGGUUAUAGCAAGGCCAGCUGUAACCAAAACUAUAAAGCAAAAGAAAUUUAGCUUUGGUAUUACCUCAUUUUCCCUCCUAGUGCCUGUAGGCCUUAGCUUAAGGCUUCCAUAGCAUUGUGUAACAAGCUGGGUGGCUUGACACAAUAAAAAUGGAUUCUCUUACAGUUCUGGAAGGUGGAAGCUCAAAUUCAAGCUGUCAGCAGAACCAUGGGUGCUCCUUUCUAGGGGAGGAUCCUGCCUUGCCUGUUGCAGCUUCUGGUGGUUCCAGGACUCCCUGGUUGGUGGCAGCGUCACUCCGAUCUCUGCGUCUGUUGUUACAGGGCCUUUUCUGUCUUCACAGCAUCUUGCCUCUAUGUGUAUGUGUCUCUUCUCUUCUUGAUAUCACU